AUGACUGCCCAAGACGGAGCUACAGCAGCAACGACGUCCACCACGUUACCACACCUCCGCUGCCCGCGCCCUCCAAGGCCCAAAAAGCCCAAAGCCGGUAACCCAAUCUCGUUCGCCGUGCAGAAAUGGACAGCCUUACCCCGGGUCGCCAGGACACUGCAGGCCGUCGCCGUCUCGCCAACGGUGCUGGUCGACUCGGCGCCCAAGCGCUGGGUCGUCUACGAGCCCAUGGCCCUGCUGCCCAGUGGGAGUUUUGCCUCGGACGACUGGCGCGUGGUCUUGGACGGUCGCCUGCUUGGUGGCGAUAAUGACGAUGGCGACUUGUUAGCGGCCCUGUGGCGCGGCAUCCUCGAUGGCCUCUCGGCAAAGUCACCCCAGCCCCUGACGCACCUGGCCGUCAACGAUGGCAUCCCGCUCAACCUCCCAGCAGGUGCUGACGGCAGUGGUGGCGGUGAUAACCCGACCGCCUCGAGUGGGGAAGCUGCUGUGGUAGGCGGCGGCGACAUAUCAACGCCACGGGAAAACAUCCUGCGCAGCCCCAGCGGCCUGCGGAUUCUGAUUGGGGAUUUCGGCCCCGAAGAGGCACCUCUAGCGCGUCAUCCUCAGCCUCCAGGAGGAAGCAGUGGCGACCACGGCGACGACAACACAUCCGAGGAAGCCAUCUCAGAUGAGGACUUUGACCGCGCCCUCUGGGUCUCGACCAAGCAAAACGGCAUCUACCAGACGUGGGCGCCGCGGUGGACAAUGUUCAGCCGCGGCAACGUCAAGGAAAAAGCUCGACUGCUGGCGUUCCACGACGAUCAAGGCUCCUCAUCGUCGGCACCAGGCACCACCACCACCACCACCACCACGUCGCGUCUGCUUCCACUCCAAGGAUCUACAACAACGCGGCCCUGGGCGGUGGACCUCUACGCGGGCAUCGGCUACUUUGUCUUUUCGUACGCCAAGCUCGGCAUGCGCGUCCUGUGCUGGGAGGUCAACCCGUGGAGCGUCGAGGGGCUGAGGAGGGGCGCUCGGCGCAACGGGUGGAAGGUCAAGGUGAUCAGGGGUAAGCGGGAUCUGGCCAGGCCGACACCCGACUUGGUAGACGACGACGACGACGACGACGACCGCAUCGUCGUGUUCCUCGAGAGCAACGUCGAGGCCGCGAGGCGGUUGAGGGAGCUGCGCUCUUCUUCCCCCGGCGGAGCUGGAUUCUUCAAUGUGCUUCACGUCAACUGCGGAUUCCUGCCAACCAGCCAGCCGAGCUGGGAGGUUGCUGUGGAUAUCGUCCGCGACACAAGGGGAAGCUGGCUUCAUUUGCACGAGAACGUGGCGGACAAAGACAUUUCAGAUCGGGGCAAGGAGAUCGAAAAGGUGAUUCGAAGCCACAUUGACCGCGGUAGAACCUUGGAUGACGAGGACCGGUCCCAACGAGUGGCUCUGGAGCAUACCGAGCUGGUCAAAACAUUCGCCCCUGGGGUCUGGCAUUGUGUCUUUGACGUCUACAUUGGCAUAUGA
This is a messenger RNA of Pyricularia grisea, 1500 nucleotides long. RefSeq lists its product as uncharacterized. Gene Ontology annotation, cellular component: cytoplasm. Bases 1 to 1500 code for a protein of 499 amino acids. The transcript has a single exon. Gene Ontology annotation, biological process: tRNA methylation; wybutosine biosynthetic process. Gene Ontology annotation, molecular function: S-adenosylmethionine-dependent methyltransferase activity; tRNA methyltransferase activity. NCBI's taxonomy places the organism in Eukaryota, Fungi, Ascomycota, Sordariomycetes, Magnaporthales, Pyriculariaceae. The record is from RefSeq and is a predicted model, not a curated record.